This is a messenger RNA of Anoplopoma fimbria (sablefish), 2295 nucleotides long. RefSeq names its product liver-enriched gene 1, tandem duplicate 1 (gene leg1.1). NCBI's taxonomy places the organism in Eukaryota, Metazoa, Chordata, Actinopteri, Perciformes, Anoplopomatidae. The transcript is spliced from 9 exons. The record is from RefSeq and is a predicted model, not a curated record. The coding region runs from base 1004 to 1993 and encodes 329 amino acids.
GGGCAGUUUCUCCCAUUCUUCUUUGCAGGACCUCUCAAGCUCCAUCAGGUUGGAUGGGGAGCGUCGGUGCACAGCCAUUUUCAGAUCUCUCCAGAGAUGUUCAAUCGGGUUCAAGUCUGGGCUCUGACUGGGCCACUCAAGGACAUUCACAGAGCUGUCCACUCCUUUGUUAUUUUGGCUGUGUGCUUAGGGUCGUUGUCCUGUUGGAAGAUGAACCUUCGCCCCAGUCUGAGGUCCAGAGCGCUCUGGAGCAGGUUCUCAUCAAGGAUGUCUCUGUACAUUGCUGCAGUCAUCUUUCCCUCGAUCCUGACUAGUCUCCCAGUUCCUGCCGCUGAAAAACAUCCCCACAGCAUGAUGCUGCCACCUCCAUGCUUCACUGUAGGGAUGGUAUUGGCCAGGUGAUGAGCGGUGCCUUCAGGCCAAAUAGUUCAAUCUUUGUUUCAUCAGACCAGAUCAUUUUGUUUCUCAUGGUCCGAGAGUCCUUCAGGUGCCUUUUGGCAAACUCCAGGCGGGCUGUCAUGUGCCUUUCACUGAGGAGUGGCUUCCGUCUGGCCACUACCAUACAGAACUGAUUGGUGGAGUGCUGCAGAGAUGGUUGUCCUUCUGGAAAGUUCUCCUCUCUUCACAGAGCAACACUGGAGCUCUGUCAGAGUGACCAUCGGGUUCUUGGUCACCUCCCUGACUAAGGCCCGUCUCCCCCGAUCGCUCAGUUUGGCUGGGCGGCCAACUCUAGGAAGAGUCCUGGUGGUUCCAAACUUCUUCCAUUUACGGAUGAUGGAGGCCAAUGUGCUCCUUGGGACCUUCAAUGCUGCAGAAAUUUUUCUGUACCCUUCCCCAGAUCUGUGCUACAAUCCUGUCUCAGAGGUCUACAGACAAUUCCUUGGACUUCAUGGCUGGGUUUGUGCUCUGACAUGCACUGUCAACUGUGGGACCUUAUAUAAACAGCCUCCUCCUGGCAUGUGCGGUGUCUCUCAGCAGCUGUGCUGUGAUCCUAGAGAAUGGGAUGCCCAUCCUGUGGGCUCAAACGGCCGGCCAAGUGACUGACCUGCCGAUACAGGACGCCGUUCUGACACCCGACCCCUGGCACUUCCUUCACCGCAUGAGUCUUAACCGGCUGAUGAUUGCUGCCACAGACCCAUUUAUGGGAUCCAUGGGGACAAAUGCCACAGACAGUCCACUGUGGGGACUGCCACUGCAGCUUGGAUGGAUGCUAACAUCUGGUCGUCUCGCUGACCCCACUGGUGCUACAACCUGCGGCCUUCAAACAGGAGAUACUAUGUGUGUUUCUACUCAUAGCUGGUGGGGAUGUGUGAACUACUUUGCCACUGUACUUCCCUUCCUGUCCGCUGCACAGCAGGGCUUAAUGGGAGAAGGAUUUCAGGUCCAGAUGCAGGUCCCCGCAGGUGUACAGGACUAUUGCACAACAUAUGCUGACUGUGUAACUAGCCACCCUGACGCCAUGUCCAAGUGGGAUGCCUUCUUCCAGGGUCUGAAGGCUGCGACUGAGUCUCCUCUCCCUGAAAAUGAGAAGAAAGACUCCAUCCUCGGUCUCUACUGGGACGGACAAAUGGCUUCAACUUCUGCCUCUGCUGCCUGCAACGCCAAGCAGAGCCACUACUCCUCUGUAGAGCAGUCAUUUUCUAAGAGCUGGCAGAACUCAGCCGACUACGUCGCUGCAGCACAUUUCCAAUCCAAUCUGGAAAAAUCUGUAAUGUUCAUGAACCCUCUCCCAGGUCGCAUUUUACAGGAGGGCGACAGUGCACCUAACAUAGCCGAUCUGAGUGAUGCGGAGAACCACACACUAUAUGUUUUCUCCUGGAUGACCAACAUCAACAAUAUACUGGGUGGGUCACUUGUGCGUAUGUGGAAAAAUGCCAUGUGUUCAGUGACAACAAGAGAGAAAGGCAGAGAGAUGCUGGAGCAGCUCCUUCUGAAUCCCAGAUUCGCCACAAGCACUUUCCUGUCCAUCGUCACUGGAAUGGCUGGCUGCUAAAACAAACUCUCACAAACAGAGAGAAAUAUCAACUCCAUAUAUGUAGUCACUUUCUCAUCUCAAAGUUAAAGACAAAUGUGCAUUUUUUUUAACAUAGUACAGGAUUACUUUUGCUUUUCUCGGAGGGAGGUUACACUAAGAGAAGAUAUUUGCAAUUCAAAAAGACAUAACUGACAUUUUGUAAGUAAAGUAAGAUAUGUCAUUACUUGGAAGGUGUUUUAUAUUACAGUUUAAAGAUGGUAGUCUUCUGUCUGUCUUUGUUUUCAUCACUCUCUUGUGGAUACAUAUACCUCAAUAAAGCA